AUGAUACGUCGUCCGCAAUAUAGGGCCAAAUGGUCUCGGAUGAAGCAGUUGAUGAUGGCAGUGCUGGUGCUGUGGUUGCUUCUUCUGCUCCUUGCUGAUUAUCGUCUCACACACCCACCAAAGCGUAUGGCUUCACCACCGCAUGAUGAUACAAUCCCAAGAGAUGAGAUUGUACCUAAUACUGUAAUCCCAAGAGAUGAGAUUGUACCUAAUACUGUAAUCCCAAGAGAUGAGAUUGUACCUAAUACUGUAAUCCCAAGCGAUGUGACUGUACCGCCAGAGUUCGUUGAGGCGCUGCAGGCGUUCGAGCAGAACCUCGCCGUCGUGGAUGGGCUGCAGGGAAAUCCCGAUCAGCCAACGCACGACUUCACAGACAUCAUCGAAGUCCCCGGCGCCGGAACGCCGCUCCCGCACGAUCCCACACGCACCGCAACCGCACGGGAGUGGGAGGCCUGCGACCAGCGCGACGCGGACUUCACCCCCGAGCGUGAUGCCCUCUGCCAGGCGUAUCUCAGCAAUCUUAACAAUAUGCGGUAUAUUAAGGCCAUGUCCUCACUACUAACACAGGGACGGACAAUCAAAUUCAAACUGCGCUACGCACACAACAAUAUUGAGGCCAUCGUAAAGGUUUCACAACAGAAAUUUUUCUUUGAGGCCACUAGUGAGUAUUUGGCAUUCGCUGUUGAUCGAGCACUAAAUUUUUCACGUAUACCAACAUCUGCCUUUGUGCCACUUCCAUUAGAUUACAUGAAGGUAGCUACAGCCUAUUCAGCGUUAUUUUCACAAUGGAUAGAACGUUUUGUUUUUCAAUACAACUACACAAAGCGUAAUUUUGUUCCUUGUAGCUAUCCAACAGAUAAUCAACCAAAAGUAUCCUUGUGUGCUCAUGUGACUAUACAACUUUGGAUGUAUGACGUUCACUCUGCUCUCACAACGUUCCUCGCUCUUCCAUAUGAAUUAGACAAUGCGUUUAUAGCGAAAUAUUAUACUCCUGGUCACAGACUUUGGCCACCGAAAAAUUCACGUCUUCGUGCUAUUGGUGAUGUACAUGAUCGUUCAAUUUUUGAUUUCCUUAUCGGCAAUACAGAUCGAGGAAUGAAUAAUCAUAAUAAUUUUGUAUACGGUGGAUGUAGUAAUAGGACGACAUGUAGACGACCUCCAAAGUCAGAACGUAUAAAAGGAUUAGCAAAAUAUGCUUUUAUUGAUCAUGGAAGCAGUUUUUACUCACAUAGGGAACCAAAAGAUAAUGCUUUUUUUGGAGAGAUAGACCGUAUACCUAUUUGUCGUUUCCGGCGGUCUACUUACACGACGAUGUCUAACUUUAGAGAAGCUGAUCCCUCUAAUCCUCAGUAUCCGCUUGUUAUGCAUAUACGCAAAAGUUUAUCACCUUUCAUAUUUCGUGUAACACAUCUCUCUGUCUUUCAAAAGAUACAAACACGUUUAGAAAAAAUUCUAAACAUUGUUGAGCGCUGUUUGCAGCGUCAUACUCCUUUGGAAGUGUUUAGCCUUCCAUCUCAUUGGGAGAUUUCAAUUCCUGAAGAACUAAUUGACGUUGAAAACCCUUCUACUCCAGAUAAUAGAGAUGAAGUGGAAAAUGCAGCUGAGGUGUAG
Trypanosoma theileri is the source of this 1611-nucleotide messenger RNA. RefSeq lists its product as uncharacterized. The record is from RefSeq and is a predicted model, not a curated record. The transcript has a single exon. The coding region runs from base 1 to 1611 and encodes 536 amino acids. Lineage: Eukaryota; Euglenozoa; Kinetoplastea; Trypanosomatida; Trypanosomatidae.